GUCUCAGAGCAAGAUAAUGAGACCGAGACAGACAAGGAAGAGAAACUUCACACAGUCACUUGUACAUGUUACAUGCAUAAAAACACGGCAGUGAGGCCGUGACGGAGUUUUGCUGAGUGUUGCACCUUCGCUGGUCCCACAUGGCGUCUGGUAUCACCAGCAGAGAGGAAGAGCAGCCGCCAUCGCUGCCUGUCAAACAGCACAGACGUCCCUUCAGAGGCUUCAGCGGCGACUCUGACUUUGUUCCACUCAGCCCUUUAGGACUCACAUACAACGAUGUCUUCAAUGAACCGACUGACUGCCACGCGGCUCAGUGUCCCAUCCACCAGCGCUACGAUCAUUCUCUUCACCAGCUGAGGUUUUUCUCAGCUGGAACCCCACCACCUGUUCCAAAGAAGAGGGCGGCUCGCACCCUGUCUCUCCCCGCCAACAAUGCACCUCCAUCCUCCCCUCUGCUCCCACCGCAAAGACCUCCUCAAAAUUAUGACAACCCUUUGUACAUGCUGGCGCCCAUAUCUGCUGGCUGUGUUCCAGAGGAGAAAGAGGUCAAACCAGCCUUCUGGUCUUUCUCCCAGCUGUGCUUUGACACACCAGAUGAACAUCUGCCUCUCCUCUUCAGCAGCUUUGAGGACCAGCGGGUUGUCUCACAGGGGAUUCAGUGCCGUCAUCUACUCUUUCUGAAGAGCGUGGUGCAGCGUGUGGAGGCUGGGAUCCUGCUGCAGGAAGAGGUCCCUGAUAAGGACGCUGGCUAUCAGCCUCAGGAUUUCCUGCUAUGUGAAGACAACGAGGCAAAGCAGAUUGGAGAGGCAGUUUAUUACAGCCUGUGCAGCCCCAAGUUUCCAGGCAGAGUGCUUGGUUUAAGGGUCCUGAAACUGGAUGAGGCGGCUCCAUCGGUGUGCCCCAAACACCAGCCAUCACAUGUCAACGUGCACAGUGUCAUUGCACAUUUCCAACACAACAGUUUUUCACAGAGUGCCUCAGUCACCUUCCAGGCCAAAGGCACUGUGGUGACCUCUCCUUCAAAGUCAGACUGCCGUGCUGCUGAACCACCACAUGGAGGCAGCACUGAGAGCGUGUCCACAGUUCUGUCUUUCCUGCAGGGAGGUCACUGUGUGAGCAUUGAACGAGACCUGCCCUGUGCCACGCUGGAGGACUUUGUUGAGGAGAUGUGGGGCUCAGAACCUGCGGUCUAUGACAGACAGGUGUGUUUCCUGCUGCUGCAGAUAUUAAUGGGUUCACAGCAUCUGCACAACAGUGACACCAGCACUGAGCUCAGGCCCCAGGACAUCUUCCUGUUGUGGCCCAGAACAGGAGGAAACCAGACUGAACAGGUUGCUUCUGAAAUCAAAGAGGCCGUGAGAGGUGUCAAGACCAGAAACACAGAACAAAGUUACAGAUUAAAGGAGCAAACUGACUGGAGAAAAGAGAGAGUCCAGAUGCUGUUGAGGACAGAAGGUUGUCCUCGCGUGGUCUUACACGGCCUUUCUGCACCUCACAGCCGCACCUCUUUCAGAUCCCAGGUUGAAUCCAUAAUUCAGUACUGCCUGGACCCACCUCACAGCCUGAAAUCCCAGUGCUCAGAGGGAACUAGGUCCCAGUACCGAAGGGGUUUGCUGCGUCUGGCCUCGCUGCUGAUGCAGGAGUGCAGCGGGCUGCAGGUGGCAGACAUGGUGGCCAUGCUUCAGGUCCUCCUGUGGGGCCCCAACAUCCCCCUCCAUCACAGCUGUGCCCAGGCCACUGUGCACAGCUGGCUCACCAUCGGGAGGGCCUUACUGCUGAUGAAGCUGGCAGAGAAAGGCCUGAUCCCAGAUCAGCCAGUCAUCAACUGGGAUGACUUCCUGUGUCUGCAGUAUCUGUCCUUGACUGAUCCAGAAACAGUUAUGAGGGCAGUUAAUUUGCUUUUGCUCACCAGCUGA
Molecule: messenger RNA, 1916 nt
Organism: Thalassophryne amazonica
Lineage: Eukaryota; Metazoa; Chordata; Actinopteri; Batrachoidiformes; Batrachoididae
Gene: peak3
Product: PEAK family member 3
Exons: 4
Coding region: 141-1916 (591 amino acids)
Biological process (GO): protein phosphorylation
Cellular component (GO): actin cytoskeleton; focal adhesion
Molecular function (GO): protein kinase activity
Source: RefSeq, a predicted model, not a curated record